Funneliformis geosporum is the source of this 262-nucleotide messenger RNA. The record is from the annotation of a GenBank genome assembly. Lineage: Eukaryota; Fungi; Glomeromycota; Glomeromycetes; Glomerales; Glomeraceae.
AUGUCAAAUAAUAAAAAGGAUACCAUUGAUACUUUUUCUGAUAGUUUGACUAAAUAUCAGUUUACAAGAUUAUUCGAUUUUAAUAGUAAUGAUAUUGAAUUUCAUGGUUCUAAUAAAAAUCUUGAAUCAAAUAACACCCUCAAACCUGAUGCUUCCCAUUUAUUAAUAUCUACUAUACCUUUUGGAAGUAGUGAUAUUACUUCCUUUAAUAAUAAUAUUGAUAGCUUUCUUAAUUACUUACCUUUAGAUGUUCAAACUAUUG